GGUCUCGCCAGCAGGUGGUGGCAGUGAGCGGCCAGUCUCGGUUGUUGCGGGGAGUCAAAGGAAAAAGGAAGUGAAGAAGUGAACUUCCAGCAGCUUGCUGUACUCAGAUGGACGGUGCGGUGUAGACGAAAAUGCUGUUUAGGAAACGACAGCUAUGCUGUCUGGUGUCGUCCAGGCGGUGAUUGACUGACAGAUGCCUUCAUCAUGAUGCUGAGCUGCAGCGCUCUCGUCGUUGCCCUCCUGCUGUCCCAGGUCCGAGGCUUCCUGAACUCCUCGGAGGACGAGGGCGUCCCCGAAGAGUGGGUGCUGCUUCAUGUGGUUCAGGGCCACAUCGGGGCCGGAAACUACAGCUACCUGCGCCUCAACCACGAUGGCAGAAUCAUCCUGCACAUGCAAAGCCUCAAGGGAGACGCGGACCUCUACGUGUCGGAUAAAACGCUGCGGCCGAGCUUCGACACCUACAAGCUGCAGUCGGUCACCUGUGGCCCGGAUGUGGUGGAGGUGCCGGGGAACUUCGCGAGGCCCGUGGGCAUCGGCAUUUACGGCCACCCGUCUCACAAGGAGAGCGAGUUUGAAAUGCGAGUGUUUUACGAUCAGACGGUGCCCCAGGACCCAUUUGAUAAGGACCCAUACACCUCAGAAGACGGACACAAGCAAAGCAAAUCCCCUCAGGCAGCAGAGGAGGACUUUCAGGAAGAGGAGUCGAUCUUUUGGACAAUUCUGAUCGGACUUUUGAAAAUUAUACUUGAGAUAUUGUUUUGAAAAUGGUUUCCUGUCUUGCUGCUGCGACAGAAGGAAGAGAUUCUGCUUUUUUUUUUUUUGGCUCAGUCGGCCUUAAAAUUAUUUUUCUUUCAUUCUGUAAGGAUGAGAAAAUGUUGCACCAAACUCCAUUGAGAAUUCUGGCAUUUUAACAAUUCCUUUCCUUGUGAUCAACCAUACAUACUUGAUUUAAAAUUGCAAGUUAAAACUUUUUUAUGGAUCACUGCUGAAUUUACCAUUGAAGCCUGACUAAUCAGAAAAUGUUUCAGAAAGUCUGUAUGUUUGGUGACAAGCAAAUGAACAUUUAGUCAGAUUUAGCAGAUUUUGCCUUGGUGUCCUCUCAUACAAAGACAGGAUGAAGCGUAUCGAGGUGAAGAACGGGCACAGGUUUAGUCAUGGCCUAAAUUUGGGCCUCUGUGAUUUUCUAUAUUGAACUGCUGUUCAACCAAAAGGUCAAGAGGGGGAUAUUAAAGGAAAGAUUUGGGUUUUUUCAAGUUUAUCUUAAUACAACGUUCACGUGCCGUACGGUGCCGAGUUAUUGGUCACUGUCGUCGUUCCUCCCGUCCAUACAAGUUGUGAAGUGACCCGUUCCCAAAGCGACUACACUGUAAGAGAUGCGGAACAAACGCCACAGUCCUCGUCCUCUGCAAAACAUGCAUUCUGAAUUUCAGCCAGCAAUCUGAGUCGAGGCCUCAGUUUGCUUAAAAUUAACUACAUCGAAAAGGCGUUAACGCCCGUUUCAGACGGCGCCGCGGCUUCCUCCGGUUUGAUCACGCUGCCUCCCUCGUCUCUCUUCAAGAACUCUUUUGUGUGUCUUUGUAGUUUUGAUGUGAUGAAUCCUAUAAACGGGCGCAUCAAAGAGAGAAGUCCAGACCGGCUCUGUUUGGAGCAUGUUGAGGCCUGUAGCUGAAUCACGUGGGUGUUUUCCCAAAGUUAGUCUUUGUUUUUAGUAGGAAAAUUCUCAGUUUUCCGUGUUUCCUCGCUGAGACGCGUCCUGGUAGUCGCAUGUAGAGUUUGUCGCGAGGACGCCGCACCAGCUGCGAACCCAAUGCGAAAGCACCAGGACGGAGAUGCUCGCUUGAGUUGUCAGUCACACCGCUGAAGCCUCAGUGGAUGAGUUCAGACGAGCUUUAAAACACAGCUGUGGAUUUUGUCCUUUCAUCUCUCUGCAGUGUGUCAUAAUUGGGAAGCUUCGCCGUCAGGAGGAAAGAUUACAGCGAACCGUGACUCUCUCGCAAUGUGUGACUUCUGAGUAUCGAGACGGAAACCUACCCUUAAACUUUAUCUUAAAUCUUUAAAAAAAAAUCUAAUUUAGAGAGGAACCGCUGUGGCUGACUCACCUCGGGCCUGGGAAUGAAUGAAACCGCUUGUCUUAACUCUGCAUAUCAACGCCACACAGGAUGUGCGUGGGUCUAAAUAUAAAACAACUUUAGCAAUACAGUCAUUGUCAGCCUUUUUUUUUUUUUUUAGAUGUACAUGAGUUUCCUACGGGGCAGGUUUAUUGUUAAAGGAACGACGAUGGUACGUUGUCAUGCUACAGGAGCCCUUCAUUUCCACCAAAGCAGACCGUUUUUUGUUCGGCGAAGACGCUGCUGAAUAUGCUGCCAUAUUGCUACCGACCUGUCAACGCUAGUGGCAACAUUUCAUUUGGUUUGAUCGCUCAUUUUGUUUCUUUCCUGUUGGACGAGCUCCUGAUUUAAACGUCGCCUCCCGCGCUGGAGGUCAGUUAUGCGUAAACUUUGCGACCACUGAGCAGAAAUGUUCAACAGUGCCUUCAGCGCCGCCGCCGCCGAGUGGGUUUCCUGUUUCAGAGACGACUCAAUCAGGUUUCUAAAUAAAGCAGUUGUUUCUCAGACUGUUUUAAAAUGUUUUUGUCUCGUUUGUUUCAGACCUCGUUACCGGAAAGGUUGGCGGUUUGAGUCUGAGGAGAAGCCGUCUAACGAGCACCGAGGUGUAGGGCUCAGCCAGCAUCACGGCAGGUGUUGAAAAACACCUGCUCAGUCGACUAGUUGCAGUUUGAACGUCAUGAUAACGAGGAAUUAUUCUUCAUCAGCAAUUCCAAAAAAAGAGAAGUUUAACUGGCAUUAGUUCAGGCUGUAAAUGUGUCAUGACUCUUGUUUUUAAAAAUAAAUCAUAAUAAAGUAAUUUAAUCAUAA
This is a messenger RNA of Siniperca chuatsi (mandarin fish), 2915 nucleotides long. It is a transcript of the gene lg3h6orf120, whose product is annotated as linkage group 3 C6orf120 homolog. The coding region runs from base 205 to 762 and encodes 185 amino acids. The transcript has 2 exons. The record is from RefSeq and is a predicted model, not a curated record. Lineage: Eukaryota; Metazoa; Chordata; Actinopteri; Centrarchiformes; Sinipercidae.